GAGUGGUCUUGUCAGCACCCAACCCAACUCACACUGCAUCUCAACUCCGUCAAAUUUGUCUCUCCCUCUCUACAUGUAAUUCUCAUUCAUCCCUCCUGUCUUCUAAAACCCAAAACCACUCCCUCACUAUUCCACUCCAAUUCUCGAUUUUUUUCUCAGUUAGGGUUUCGGUCUGUGAUUUACAGAGAGAGGGGUACUAAGGUAUGGCUGAUCAUCUGGAGAGGUUGGGAUCGGAGGAGUCGAGUAUGAAGGAGGGGCUGUGCAUGGUGGAGGUUGAUCCGCCGAUCAGAGAUAAUCUUGCCACCACCGAUGACUGGCGGAAGGCGCUUGAUAAGGUGGUUCCGGCGGUGGUCGUGCUUCGGACCACCGCUUGUCGGGCUUUCGACACCGAAUCUGCCGGUGCCAGCCACGCCACGGGCUUUGUCGUUGAUAAGCAGCGCGGGAUUAUUCUCACCAAUCGCCACGUCGUCAAGCCCGGACCUGUAGUUGCAGAAGCCAUGUUCCUAAACCGCGAAGAAAUUCCUGUGUAUCCUAUAUACCGUGACCCGGUUCAUGAUUUUGGCUUCUUUCGUUAUGACCCUGGUGCCAUACAAUUUCUCAGCUACGAGGAGAUUCCUCUUGCUCCAGAGGCUGCUAGUGUUGGACUAGAGAUCAGGGUGGUUGGUAAUGACAGUGGAGAGAAGGUCUCCAUUCUGGCUGGCACCCUGGCUCGUUUGGACAGGGAUGCUCCUCAUUAUAAAAAGUAUGUGUUAGCUUUAAUGUGCGUAUAAAUAUUUAUUUACUAUAUUUCAUUUUUCGAACUUUGCACUUAACUAGAAUGCAUAUAUUAUUAAAAUCU
Molecule: messenger RNA, 838 nt
Organism: Camellia sinensis
Lineage: Eukaryota; Viridiplantae; Streptophyta; Magnoliopsida; Ericales; Theaceae
Source: RefSeq, a predicted model, not a curated record